Odontomachus brunneus is the source of this 2589-nucleotide messenger RNA. RefSeq lists its product as uncharacterized. The coding region runs from base 846 to 2321 and encodes 491 amino acids. The record is from RefSeq and is a predicted model, not a curated record. Gene Ontology annotation, cellular component: membrane. The transcript is spliced from 8 exons. NCBI's taxonomy places the organism in Eukaryota, Metazoa, Arthropoda, Insecta, Hymenoptera, Formicidae. Gene Ontology annotation, molecular function: ligand-gated monoatomic ion channel activity.
AAUCGCGUCGAUAUAAUUAUUGACUAAAUCGCAAUCGUUGAACCAAUUGAUAACUCUCAUCACAGCAGCAACUAUAUAAUUCAUUCGAUCGACUAAACAUCUGCUUGAUCGUUCAAGUGAAUUUUGAUCAUUCAAGCGAAGUCUCAUUAACUUCAUUACUUUUUUUUCUCAGUAUAGAUAAAUUUAUUGCAGACCAUAGGAAGCGAGUGUUUCUUUCUCGAUAAAAUUUUGGUCUUAUUACGCGUGUUUUUAACCAACGUAAGUCGUUGUGCGAUAAUUGUGGAUAAUUGAAAAUUAAGAAUUAAAUCGGCAAACAUUCGUUCAAAUAAAACCUACUUGAAGUUAAUGACAAGUGCGAAUCUUGUCGUGAAGUUUACCACGCCGGGUGACUGCGAUUUAUCGCAACAUCCUCUACGUAAUCUCUGGUUAUUUAAAACUUGGCAAUUAUCGGGACUGCAACGUCGAAAUAAACGGGUUGCUUCUUAGAUCAGCUUCUAACGUCUUAUAUAACGUAUGAUUCGCAAAAAGUAUAUGAUAUCUGAGACAGCGGGAUAAGCGCUUCGUAAUUAUACAUGUACGACAGAUUCGAAACGAUCGUCACCAUCGCCACAUCGCGAGAAUAUCUUGCAAACCGCACUGCUUAGCACAGAUCAUUGUUGAGUGAUGAACUAUACUGGGAAAAAAGUCUUGUGAUAGUUAACAAGUGCAUUUAGUUGAACAUCUGAGUGCAACAUUUGCUGGUACUUCCGUGCUUCGCGACGGCGAUAUGUCUUCGAUUUCUGUCGAAAAAGGAUACGGAAAUAAUAAUAAACAAACCGGGACACAUCUGGUUUUGGAACGCAAACAUGAACGAGUUCGACAAGCUCGAAACGCUGACAAUGAACGACACGGCUUUCUGUAGCAUCAACACGGUGAGCGAUCUGCGCGGAAAGACACUCAUCGUCGAUAUAAAACCCAUAAAUCCGUUUAUCAUGCAAAACGCAGAUAAGACCGGAGUCACGGGUUUCAUAGGAGACAUCUGGACGAAUCUAGAGGAUCUUUUGGGAUUUAAGACGAUUUACCGAAGCCCGAGAUUGAAGUACUACAGGAUGAAUGAAAAUACUCACGCACUGCUCACUGCCUCGAUGAUGCACCUGCCCAGCACGAGCUACUACGACUACAGCCUGCCAUUCACGACCAACUCAUACGCUUUGUUCGUCCACUGGGAGGGUGAGAAAGUCUCGACAACGUGGUAUCUCGACACCUUUAGUAGUGACCUGUGGUUAACGGCUUUCAUCUUCAUCUUGUGCAUCGCGUGUAGCAUCAUGGGAAUGUACCGCAUAAAGAAGCUAAUCCACACUAAUUACAUGGAAUUUCACGACGAGCUUUCCUCGCCGCUUUUCUGCUUGCUUUACGUUCUGGGUGGUAUUAGCGGCCAAGGAUUUCAGAAAGUUCCGAGGAGCUGGUCCUUCCGUUUGAUUAUUUUAUCCUGCCUGACAUUCGGACUAUUAUUGUCCUGUGGAUUCAGCAGCACUCUCACUUCCGAUCUGGCGAAUAUGAGAGACUCUUUCCCCUUCACUAGUCUUGAAGAUGUGGCGACGAAAAGGACACACAUACUUUGUAUCAGGAACGGCAGCAAUGCUUACAGCUACUUUACAGUAGACGAAUCGUCUGAUGGUGAAAUUAAGGACAACUGGAAAGAUUUGAUAAACCACGGCUGCCCUGACAUGAGCAACGACAAUCUCACCCCAGAACUGUGCGAUCCGAGUUUCGUUUAUUUGGAGGCGCCGAGCAGAUUCCGAUCGAUAUACUAUAGGGUUCAGCGUAACUGUAGCUUCAUACAGCUACCCGAGACCUAUUGGAGCCGCAGAAUGGUGUUUCUGCACUCCAGGUCGGCGCAACACCGACACCUCAUUAACAUGUACAUACUGCGAAUGGGCACAGCCGGGAUACUGAAUUAUCUCGAGAAAAAGUGGAUGCUAAUGAACACUUACGGCGAGUCCAAUUAUCUUGGACAGAGCACCUUCCAACCAGUGGAAUAUGAGCAUAUUAGUUUGGCCUUCUGCGGAUUCUUCAUGAUGGUCAUCGUCAGCGUGUUUAUCUGUGUUCUAGAGAACGUUUGGUACAAGCUACGACUGAGAUAUAAAAGGAUCAAUUCCACUUUAGUAUUAGUGGGGCCACACGAUUACAUAAGCGUGAACAUGACGAAGGUGUAUCGCAAACCGAGGCCGAGGGUCGUCAUUGUUCGACGGUGUCAAACAGUCAGAUCGAUAUUGUUACCUGAAAUUAUGAAGGACCCAGUAUUUCUUCAGAACGUCACGGUGCGAGUGAGUCGGCGGUAAAUGUUGCACUUAUAAUCCGAAGUGCGUACAUUUCGUCCGGGAACAGCGAGAUAUUUUCACGGAUCCUCACGUGAUUUUUAAGAAACGAAAGAAACGAGUCGGGAAAUUUGUCUUCGAGACUUCUUUUUCAAGGAUUACAAGCACACUCGAUCGAGACUAACUGAACAGUUCUAUCACGGUAGUGUAGCAACGUACGUUUCCAUAAUUCCAAUAUGUGGACACAUGCAUUUUUAUUUGCUGGCAAUAAAUCAUAUGUUACGUCGACUAA